Messenger RNA from Moneuplotes crassus, 1135 nucleotides. Lineage: Eukaryota; Ciliophora; Spirotrichea; Euplotida; Euplotidae. The record is from the annotation of a GenBank genome assembly.
GUCCAAAAAUAGCAAUAAUUUGUUACUAAAUUUUAAAUGUUUUGUCAUGCAACUUCUUCUGGGCCACGAUUGGUCAGACCUAAGGCUAUCAGGCCAGUUGAUAUCACUAUUAAUCAAUCAGAACACCCAGAAACAAAACCUCCCCUCAACAAGCCUCAACCCAUAACACCUCCUCUCCACUCAGACUCCCUCCCACUCCCCCCUUCCCACCCCAAUGCCACUCUUCCCACACCCCUUCUCCACUCCCACCCGAUCAUACUGCCAAUCCCAACCCUCCCUCAUUCCCAACCCAAAGAUGAUGCACAGGAUCUGUUUUCGAUAGUAAUUGAGUCUUCAUUGAUGACUCAAAGGCUACAUAAGGUCCUUGAAAUUUUUCAAAAUAGCAAGAAUCCAAAUAUUAAUUCGACUAAAAUGAGUCUAGAACUAAAUGAUAACUUCCAUUCCCUUUCACUCCACUCACAAAAUCCCCCCCUCCCCUUGGCAGAUCCUUGUCCUUCCCCUCCCACUGUUCAAUCCACAAAAGCUGCUUCAGUCGGGCAAGACUCUUCUCCGAAAACUCAGUGCAUGAAGUCAAUUGGGAAAUUAGGAGGCAAAUUCGUUAAUACAGACCACCAGCCAUCCCUAUUUAGAUCACCAAAACAUCUGAUCAGAAAGCUGCAGGAAGUACAUUUAUUAAUUAAUCAAAACAAGGGUGAACCAAACCAAGAGAUACCUAAGAGAGAAAGACUCUACAAUAAUUUUAUAAAAUCUUUGCGAAAAUAUCUGGAAGAAGAUUUCAUCAAAAAUUAUGGAGGCUUUUUCUGCACCAGCAAUUCUGAACAGAUCAAGAACUAUAAUUAAAAAUCUAACUGAAUAUAUAAAAGUGUUUUUCGGUAAGGAAAUAACAACAGACAACACCUCUCUCUAUGAUGGAAAAUGGGAGGGGUUCCAAUUCAUCUUUGGCUCCUUUAUAUCAAAGAAAAUAAUGAAACAAAUGAUUUCGUCUUCAAAAGAAAAGGCUUUCUUCUACAACCUCCAAAAAUGACUGAAGAACUGAUCCCAGAAGAAACUUGCUAUUUUGUUGAAGAACGAACAUUUGGUUGAGCUGAUAAGCUUCCUAUUCGAGAGUGGGAAAAUUGUAGAGGUCUUAUCCUAA